Australozyma saopauloensis is the source of this 1797-nucleotide messenger RNA. Its product is annotated as bifunctional triglyceride lipase/lysophosphatidylethanolamine acyltransferase. The coding region runs from base 1 to 1797 and encodes 598 amino acids. Gene Ontology annotation, molecular function: triacylglycerol lipase activity. The record is from RefSeq and is a predicted model, not a curated record. Gene Ontology annotation, biological process: lipid metabolic process. NCBI's taxonomy places the organism in Eukaryota, Fungi, Ascomycota, Pichiomycetes, Serinales, Metschnikowiaceae. The transcript has a single exon.
AUGAUCCGCAAAUUGGGCUCUCUUUUUCUUCUCCCGAUAGUCACGUUCGUUGUGAACCAUACGCCGUCCUUUGUGUGGGUCAUAGUCGACUUCUUUUUGGACAUAUGGCUUUUCUGGAUCCGCAAAAUGUAUUCCAUGUACAGACGCAAAGAUCGACUCAAAGAGGCGGUGAAACUGCUUUCCAGUGCCCAGAAUUACCACGAAUACAAGGGUAUUAUUACGGAAAUAGACCGCCUCACCAAUAUGGACUUGUGGCGCCAGAACUUUGUUUCUCAACACUACGACUACAUUCUUAUAAACGACAGAAUGGAAUUACUUCGCACCGCCAGAAACAACGACGACCUGCGUCUCGUGAUGUCCUUGUUGAGAUCUGGAAUGAUCCGGAACUUUGGCGGCAUUGCCCAGAAAAAACUCUACACAAAGUCGUAUUUGGGCACAAAGCUCAUGAUCCAGGAAUACAUUGGCGAGGUGCUUGAAUGUCUCAACUACCUCAAUGAUAGCAUGAAUUCCGAAGCCGAUGAUGACUACAUCAUGAACAGUAAACAAUUAAAAAUCAACUUUUUCCACGACGCGCGGCAGAGUUUCGGCUGCACAGCUCUCAUUCUCCAAGGUGGCUCGCUCUUUGGUUUGUGUCAUUUGGGUGUGGUUCGUGCUCUAUAUUUUAAGGGAAGUUUGCCUAGAGUGAUUGGAGGAAGUGCUAUAGGUGCCGCUGUUGCUUCCAUUGUGUGCUCAUUGACCGACAAAGAGCUCAUUCCAAUUCUUCUUAGCAUCACAGAUGUCAUGGGCGACGUAGAUCAGUUGAACCAUGAUGUGGACGAACGGUAUGGCAAUGUCAUUGAAAACGUGGUGCGUAAGGGAUAUUCGCAGGAGAUCCUUCUUUUCCUCAAAUUUGUCAGAGACACCAUUGGCGACUUGACAUUUGAGCAAGCGUAUCUCAAUACGCAAAGAAUUCUCAAUAUCGUGGUCCAUCCUACAAAUCUGGCUAUUCCUUCACUUCUCAAUUAUAUCACCGCUCCCAAUGUCAUUAUUUGGACGGCAAUUUAUGCUUCGAUAGGAACUGGUGUCUUAUCCGAUAAUGUUCAACUAUACAUGAAAGAUUUCAGCAACGAUAUUGUUCCAGUGGAACCAGACCUUGAUAUUACAUUCAUGAAACCACAGGACGUCAGAUACUCGCAGCGUUAUUUCAAAUCAAACAAAAACGGAAUGGGGGUCUACAGCUCCGAUCUGUCUUCCAAUAACCUGGACAACUCACCAUACACAAGGCUUACAGAAUUGUUCAACGUUAAUCAUUUUAUUACAAGCCUUGCACGGCCAUACCUCGCUCCAUUGAUUAACAAUGAUCUCAAGCACCAAAAUACAUAUGGUCAAGUAAAGAUGGAUGACGAGCCUCUGGAAAACUCAAAGGCGAAGAGUUUGCCCAAAGACUCCAGCUUCAAUUUCACCAAACAUUUGAAAAACGUUAUCGGUAUGGAAAUUCAGCAUAGACUCGAUGUCAUGAACAAACUAGGUAUUUUGCCGGAUGUGAUACAGAGGUUUUUCAUUGAUGAGAAACCUUCCAGCGUUCAAUUGACAUCCAGUCUACGCGAAAUCACGAUCGUUCCUGAAUUAAGGUAUCUCUUGAAGGAUUUUGGGAGAGUUUUUGACGUGCAUAAGACUUUGGAGAACAUCCCGUAUUGGGUUUUGGUUGGAGAAAGAUCGGUUUGGCCGCUCUUCCCUAUCCUUUGGUCAAGAUGUGCCAUCGAAUUUGCUCUAGAUGAUUUAUACAAUGUUCACAAGAAGAUUAGCCCUCUUCCAUAG